Molecule: messenger RNA, 2146 nt
Organism: Cannabis sativa
Lineage: Eukaryota; Viridiplantae; Streptophyta; Magnoliopsida; Rosales; Cannabaceae
Product: eukaryotic translation initiation factor 5
Exons: 2
Coding region: 611-1927 (438 amino acids)
Biological process (GO): formation of translation preinitiation complex; formation of cytoplasmic translation initiation complex; translational initiation
Cellular component (GO): cytosol
Molecular function (GO): translation initiation factor activity; eukaryotic initiation factor eIF2 binding; GDP-dissociation inhibitor activity
Source: RefSeq, a predicted model, not a curated record
AUAAAUAUUAUUGUGUGAAGUUGAAGUAGAACACGCUGUUUUUCUUCCGUGGAAAAUAUCCUUUUCCUAUUAAAAUUGAAUUUGUCUUCCUCCACGCUCUAACCCUAUGCAUAUAUAAGAGACACACCUUGGCCGCCUCUCUCUCACACCUCAUAAUCUCCUUUCUCUUUCUCACUCUCUCUUUUGCUCUUUCCUUGGCGAUAGAUCGAAUCGAAACCCUAAUUCUCAUAUUCUCUCAUUACGAUUACAGGUUUUCUGUUGUCUGCUGAUUUUCAAGGUGAAGUUGUGAACGUUGUAGUUUAUUUUAUGUCAGAACAGGCCAUAUUCUUCUUGGAAACAAUUGGGUUGCUUGGUGAGUAUUGUCCUUCAUCAAGAAAAAAGAACAGGUCCUUGUCAAAAGCUGUUGGCUGUAUGCAUCUCGGGCCAUUUGAGGAAUAUUCUUGGUGUGGUUGCAAGUGUAUGCAACCUUCUUUUUCUGCUGAAGAUCAAUCCAUCUUUGCUGAGAGAAUCCUUGAAGGAAAUAAAUCAGCUGCUUAUACUCUUCAUUCCAGUAUUUCCCUGCUGUGACAUCCACUUUUACUUAAAUUCCAACUUUAUUGCUGAAGUGAAGAUGGCCUUACAGAACAUAGGGGCAGCAAAUAGUGAUGAUGCCUUCUACCGUUAUAAGAUGCCCAGAAUGAUUACAAAAAUUGAGGGCAGGGGAAAUGGCAUUAAGACGAAUGUGGUCAACAUGGUUGAUAUUGCGAAGGCUUUGGCAAGGCCAGCUUCUUACACAACUAAGUAUUUUGGUUGUGAGCUUGGAGCCCAGUCUAAAUUUGAUGAGAAAACUGGAACUUCUCUUGUUAACGGGGCACAUGAAACUUCUAAGCUAGCUGGACUUCUUGAAAAUUUUAUUAAGAAAUACGUCCAGUGCUAUGGUUGCGGAAACCCUGAAACUGAGAUAGUUAUUACAAAAACUCAGAUGCUCCAACUGAAAUGUGCUGCGUGUGGGUUUGUGUCUGAUGUGGAUAUGAGGGACAAGCUGACCAGUUUCAUUCUUAAGAACCCACCUGAACAGAAGAAGGGAUCCAAAGACAAGAAGGCUAUGAGAAGAGCUGAGAAGGAGCGAAUGAAAGAAGGGGAGGCUGCUGAUGAGGAGCUAAAGAAAGUGAAGAAGGAUGUGAAGAAAAAGGGCACAUCCUCAAAAGAUGGUAUCACAAAAAAUAGCACUUCAAGAAAGAAAACAGGUGGAUCUGAUGAUGGUCAUCCAUCACCUCCAGAAAGCCAUGCUGAUGAGAAGGAAGAAAUGGAAGAUGACGAUGAUGUGCAAUGGCAAACUGACACAUCACUCGAGGCAGUUAACCAAAGGAUUCAAGAGCAGUUGAGUGCUGUAACAGCUGAUAUGGUUAUGCUAUCUACAAAUAAGCCAGACAAGAAGACCAAGGCAGCAACCAUAACAAGUGAUAAUGCUCAGAAUGGAAACUCAGUUGCUCCUCUGAAACUUAUUGAUGAACUGAAGGCAAACAUAAAGAAAGGCGCUUCAGCCAAACAACUGCAGUCCCUUCUGGCAGCUUCUCCGAAAUCAGCUCAGGAAAAGAUGACUCUUUUGUUGGAGGCUCUCUUUGACGGUGUUGAAAAAGGUUUUUCAAAGGUAGUGGCCAAAAAUAAAAAGUACAUUGCUGUGGCUGCUGCUCAGGAGGAGGGAUGUCAGAUGCUACUACUUAAAGCUAUAGAAGCAUUUUUCAAAAGGUUGACAUCCAGUUUGAUGAAAGAAGUUGCACUGGUUCUAAAAGAAUUGUACGAUGCUGACAUCCUCGAGGAAGAGUUCAUAAUUCUGUGGUUUGAAGAAGGAUCUGAAGGAGCCAGCAAAGACUCUCAGAUUUGGAACCUUGCUGAACCCUUCAUUAAUUGGCUUCGGAGUGCUGAGUCGGAAACUGAGGAUGAAUGAUUGUUUUACUUUUCUUUGUGUCUGAGACUUGAAUUUGUUUAGUUUUUUCUUUGCUGGGCGCCGAGUCGGAAACUGGAUGAAUGGUUGUGUUUUAUUUUUUCUUUUCUGAGACUUGAAUUAUUUCGUGUGCUGUGAUGAAACCUUAAAUAUCUCUGCUUGUUGGGGUACUUGCAGGCGCCUCUCAUACUAUUAUUAAUGUUGCCGUUGUUUUUUUUGUUU